Messenger RNA from Plectropomus leopardus (leopard coralgrouper), 665 nucleotides. It is a transcript of the gene msrb1b, whose product is annotated as methionine sulfoxide reductase B1b. Gene Ontology annotation, biological process: protein repair. The record is from RefSeq and is a predicted model, not a curated record. Lineage: Eukaryota; Metazoa; Chordata; Actinopteri; Perciformes; Serranidae. Gene Ontology annotation, molecular function: peptide-methionine (R)-S-oxide reductase activity. Gene Ontology annotation, cellular component: nucleus.
CUCACACCGACAGGAGGAGAAUCAGGAGAGCGUCCGGUCAUCCUGAAGAACAAAAUAACGGUUUGUUUGUCCUUCAGCUGUCCCUGCAGACACUCAGCAUGUCCUUCUGUCGCUUUUUCGGAAGUGAGGUCUACAAGGAUCAUUUUAAACCAGGCAUGUACGUGUGCUCCAAGUGCAACCAUCCACUGUUCUCCAGCCGCUCCAAGUUUGCCCACUCGUCUCCUUGGCCGGCGUUCACCGACACCAUCAGAGAGGACAGCGUCACCAAGAUGAUGGAGACUCUCACCGCCUACAAGGUUCUGUGUGGAAAAUGCGGCAACGGGCUCGGCCACGAGUUUGUGAACGACGGCCCAGAGGAAGGAGUGUCACGGUUUUGAAUAUUCAGUCACUCGCUCAAGUUUGUCCCCAACAAAGGUGAGGACAAGCAUUAAAGAGUGAGGUCCAAGUUUCCACUCAAGUUUCCUGCUGUAUCUGCUGCUCAAUCCGGAACCGGUGAUCAGGUCGGGUCAGCAGGUGACGUGGACGGGAGAAAGUCCUGACAGGGACGUCCCAUCCACUGAAGAAUUUUUGACCUGCCUGGGACACAGUGACAGAAACUCUGCAAAUACUCCUUUAUGAUUCCUUGAAUACCUCAUAUAUAUAUAUACAUAUUAACUGAUUAUGAU